AGUACUGCAAGAUGAAAGAGUUCUAGAGAUGGAUGCUGAUGGUGGCUGUAUAACAAUAUGAAUGUACUACUGAACUGUACACCUAAAAAUGGAUGAGAUAUUAAAUUUUAUGUGUAUUUUGCCACAAUUUUAAAAAAAUUACAUGAAAGUAGGCCAGGCACGGUGGCUCACACCUGUAAUCCCAGCACUUUGGGAAGCCGAGGCGGGUGGAUCACUUGGUCAGGCGUUCGAAACCAGCCUGGCCAACAUGUGAAAGCCCGUUUCUACUAAAAAUAGAAAAAUUAGCCGACGUGGUGGCGCAUGCCUGUAAUCCCAGCUACUCGGGAGGCUGAGGCGGGAGAAUCGCUUGAACCCGGGAGGCAGAGGUUGCAGUGAGCCAAGAUCGCGCCACUGCACUCCAACCUGGGCGACAAGAGCAAGAUUCCGUCUCAAAAAAGAAAAAAAUAAUGAAAAUAAAAGGAAACUAACUGUGACUGAAGAACAACCCACAUCAAUGAAAACCAGUAGGGAAAGGAGACCUUCCCACCGCCCAGCUAAUCAUGGCCUGACCACCAGGCUGUGGUAACUGGAAACAAAGGGCGUGGCAAAUGUAGGUCUGGGGCUCCGCGCAAGGAAGGACUGCAAGGAAGCCGCAGGUUAAAGCCGGUCAACCGGCAAAAUAGGCUGCCACUGCGCAGGCGCCUAUUGCGCCUACCAAGACACCUUUUAAACGUGCCCGGAAAUGACGCCUGUAAUGCUGAGACAGACUCCCAGAAGAUCUGAGCGAGUCGCGUAGCUGAGCCCGGCAGGGGCUGGGGUCGUGCCGCUGCUAUGAGCUGCACCAUCGAGAAGAUCCUGACAGACGCCAAGACGCUGCUGGAGAGGCUGCGGGAGCACGAUGCGGCCGCCGAGUCGCUGGUGGAUCAGUCGGCGGCGCUGCACCGGCGGGUAGCCGCUAUGCGGGAGGCGGGGACAGCGCUUCCGGACCAGUAUCAAGAGGAUGCAUCCGAUAUGAAGGACAUGUCCAAAUACAAACCUCACAUUCUGCUGUCCCAAGAGAACACACAGAUUAGAGACUUGCAACAGGAAAACAGAGAGCUGUGGAUUUCCUUGGAGGAACACCAGGAUGCUUUGGAACUCAUCAUGAGCAAGUAUCGGAAACAGAUGUUACAGUUAAUGGUUGCUAAAAAAGCUGUGGAUGCUGAACCAGUCCUGAAAGCUCACCAGUCUCACUCUGCAGAAAUUGAGAGUCAGAUUGACAGAAUCUGUGAAAUGGGAGAAGUGAUGAGGAAAGCAGUUCAGAUGGAUGAUGACCAGUUUUGUAAGAUUCAGGAAAAAUUAGCCCAAUUAGAGCUUGAAAAUAAGGAACUUCGAGAAUUAUUGUCCAUCAGCAGUGAGUCUCUUCAAGCCAGAAAGGAAAACUCAAUGGACACUGCUUCCCAAGCCAUCAAAUAACUGAACUAUGAAUGAUGGCUGGAGAUUGUCUAUCAAGGAAGGAAGUUACUGUCUUCCCAUUCAAGUACUGUCCAUUAAGUGUCUUGCCUCAGAUUCGAUUUAAUCUUAAUUAAAGGUAUCAGGUGGCAAUUUAGAAUUCCAGUCAAUAUUGGCUGUCCACAGUUCUCAGAUGUGUUAACGUGAAUACUACAUGCUGAAUUUCACCAUUCCUUUCUCAAAGAGACUACUUUUAAUUUUCAUUUCUGGGACCUUGAUUUAUAUAAACUGUGUUUUCAAUUCAUUGUUAUUUUUCACAUCUCUGAAACUUUGAGCAUUUUUUAUAAGCCAGCAAUUUAUUUUAUAUAGCAUUGUAAAAUACACUUCUAGGAAAUUUUAGGAAAGAUUUAACUUUUUAAAUCUAUUUGGCAUAAACCUUGAUUUUUUUUUUCCAUUUGACAAAAAUAAUACAGUUCCACAGAACUAGAUCAGCAGAUUCUCUGAUUUGUAAUGUCAUUCACCUGUGACAUUUUAAGUCUCUCUGGUGCUAAGAAUUGGCACUUUAUAGCCUGGUGCCUUUACUUUUAAUUUGAGAGAACCUACUGCUAGUCCCAGGAAACAUACUUGGAAAUAUGUUUCCAUAUUUCCAAGUCAGCUAUUUUUUUUUCCCCAGUGAUGCUAUAGUUGUCAUACUGUUCAAAGUUCAUAUUGUUCAAAGCUGAGGAGCUUGUCCUGUGUAUGUGAAUGCACACAUGUGCACUUAGUUCAAAUACUAAAAGUAGCUUUUAUUAAAUAUAAUCAGCCAGAAACACACAAAAAAAAUCAAAAAAACAAAUAUAAGUAGUCAGUUUUUCAAUGUUAUCCUGCUAGUUUUACAUUCUAUUUUAAUUUUUAUACAAUUUCCAUUUUAUAGUUAAGAACCAUCACUUACUUGGAUUGGAUGUCUUUCAUUCCUAGCACUAAUAGUUGGCUUUCUUUUUUUUUGUUUACAUAGAAGCAGGUUUUUUUUUUUUUAUCUUUUUUCUUUUUUUUGUUUAAGCUAUAUAAAAAGGUGAGGAAGCAGUUUUGUUACCUAAUGAAAAUUAUUACACUCAUAAUGCUGUGUAGGCAACAUUGAGAUUCAAAUGCCCAGUGGUCAACUGGGUUCACUCAUCAACUCAUUCCCGUCCCAGUUUACUCACAUUUCAAAUUUAUAAAUUUCUUCAUGUUAUACUAUUCUAUUUAGAUUUGCCCAGAAUUAGUUGAAAUAAUGCUAAACCUGUCAAUAUUUUCCAGUAACAUUAAGCACCAUACUGCAUGGGAGAGACACAGUGUUAAAAAGAGGUGUUAGUGCUUUAUGUGAGUGAUAUUUCUUUUGUAAUGCUAUAAAGAACUACAGUUAAAAUAACAAAAUAUUUUAAAGAUGUCCUAAAAGCAUCUGAUCCCAGUAAUAACUAAUGGAUGUCAUCUAGAGCAGUGGGUGUUAAUGAAUAGGUAUAUGUCAUUUAAGAAUUUUUCAAAUUUCUGUUUGAUAUCCUGCAUAGAAUUUGACAAAAAAACACCUCCAAGUGUGAGCAUUUUUUAUUUCAUUUCCCAAGAGUAAGUAAGUAACUAUUAGCCCAGCCAUCUGCCUCGAAGUAUACCUUAAGUGACCCCAUAAAUCCAUUCAAGAGGCCAGUACUCUAUACCAUUUGGCAGCCAUGGCCAAACCUACCAUGGCCAGAUUUCAGUGAAAAUGAUGAAGUAAUCAAAUCAAGGUAUAAUAUGGUGUCCCUUUAUCUGCUUUAUGUUCCUUUAGAGCUGUUUAUAAAGUUCUUUAUAUCUCAAGUGUUAGGAUAAAUCGACAUAUUAACUUUUCCCUCUGCGAAAUUAAAAGCCUGAGGUACAAGUCUAAGAAGCUUUUAGUGCCCUACAUAAUAUAAAUUCUGGCUGGUGUUAAUGCUACGAAGAUAAUGUGUAGUUAGAAAAUUGAGUUGGGGAGGAAUGCUCAUUUUAAGUGGAUUUUAAAGUUUCUCCUUCAGUGGAUGAAGAACUUGCCUGGUUUGCAAAAAUCUUAGUUCAAAAUUAUAUUUUCUAACAAAAACUACAUUUUGAGAAGAUAAGCUAAUUUUACUCAGUAGUAAAUCAAAUUAGGAAGUGCAGAGGGUUUUUUUACAUAUAUAUAGCAACCUUGUCAAGUGGUCCUCACAAGAGUCAUAAAUACUUUGUAAUUAGCACAGUAUAUUCAGCAGUGUAUAACUCUACAAAUAGUACCUUAUAUUAAUGUAGUAUUAUAUCAAUAUCUUAUGUAUAAUUCUUAUAUUAAUACCUUAUGCAUAAUUUGAUUCAAACAUUGAAGGUCUAUUUUAGUGUUCUUCAAAAUGUGCUUCCCUGACCUACUGAAAUAGAAAUUUGGUGAUGAAGUUCAAGAAUUUGUAUUCUAAUCAUCCCAAACAAUUCCUAAAGACACUAAUUUUAAAAUAUCUAGUCUAGGCCCCAUUGUGUAAUAGUUAGCAUUCUAAAAGAUGCAAAAGAAAAUAGUCUAUGUGCCAACCAUUUCAUUAAUACUUAAGAAUUUAAAAAUGAAAAAGUCUGGUACAAGAGACAAGUAUAUAUAAAAUUAUAAUGCAGUGUGAUAAAUCCAUUAUAAGUAUGUAUAGGAUACAGAAGAGGGACUUUAAACUUGAGAAUUCAAUAGAGAUAAUAAAUGAGUAGGAGGGAAAUAGAAAACUUUGGUGCCACAAAAGCAAAGUAUGUAUGGUAUUGCCAAUAAUAGCUACCAUCUAUUGAGUGCUUUACUAUCUGUCAGGUACUGUAUUAUAUAAUCUCCAUUUUAACUGUACCUCAUUUUGCAGAUACUCAGGCACAAGGAGGUGGUUAUUUGUCCAAACUGGAACCAAGAUUCAAACCCAGACAGAGUCUUAAGCACAUUUUUAAUCACUAACUAACUUGAGAUGCCUAAAUGCCAAAUACUGUUGGGAGUUCAAGUGGUUCUUGAUUAGAAAAAUCUAUUUUUAUUAGUGCAAAAGAAACACCACAGCUCAUAUAUUAGAAAGUAUUAUUAAUUCAAUAAAUGGAGUCUUAACUAAUGAGAUAUUAUUAUUUUCUAGAAUGGUGUAGGUGAGAGUAUGUGUGAUUCAACUGAAAGGAAUAAUGUAUAAUCAGUGACUCUUACUAUAUACAGGAAAAGGUGCAGUUCUGUCUUUCAAAUCUGCCUCCUUACCAUAUUGGCUUAGAUCCCUCAUGCUGUUUUCUUGUGUUUGCUAGAAAGUUGUUGCCAAGCCAAAUGUCAUGGCCAUGUUGAAGGCAAGGAAGAAGAAAUGGAAAUGGCCUGUGCCAGCUAUAUAUAUCGCCUUUUAUGAGGGAAAGCAAAGCUUUCCCAGAAAUCCCAAAUGGAUUUCCCUUUGAUUUACUUGCCUGACCAGUUAAAUGGCCACUGGUACCUGCAAAGAUAGCAGGGUACAUAGCUGUCCCAAAUAAAAUCAGUAUUAGCAAGAAGAAAGAAUAUUGAGAAAGCAACUAACAGUGUCUGUGACUGUUACAUGUCUGUGACUGUUAUAUUGUCAAGUCCUUUCCCCUUGAAUAUAGUUUUGGAAGAAUUAGCUGAAGGAGUGUGUUGAUAUUGAAUGGCCAAGAGAAUGGGCUGUAGCAGACAUCUGUCAUUUCUCUUUUGGCUGCCCAAUAUCCUAACUCCUGUGUUUAAGGAAUCCCUCACCUAAUGAAGCAGAGCAUUUCUUCCUCCUAAAGAAUUUGAAAGUACCAGGUAACGUUUUCUCAGCCUCCUUUGCAGCUAAGGAAGAAACAUCUGCCUUCAACUUUAAAAUUAGUGAUACAAAGAAGGAGGGAACCAUGCAGGUUCCUUUGAAGAUGGUGACUAACAACACAACUGCGUUCAUCUCCACAGAGGUACAGCAAAAGUGGUGUAGUUAGUGAUAACCUCUAAUGCUAUUUUUUUUAUUUUUAUUUUUCGAGACAGUCUUGCUCUGUCACCCAGGCUGGAGUGCAGUAGCACUAUCUCAGCUCACUGCAACCUCCACCUCCUGGGUUCAAGCGAUUCUCCUGCCUCAGCCUCCCAGGUCGCUGGGAUUACAAGUGCCCACCACCAUGCACAGCUAAUUUUUGUAUUUUUAGUAGAUGGGGUUUCUCCAUGUUAGCCAGGCUGGUCUCGACCUUAUGACCUCAGGUGAUCCACCCACCUUGGCCUCCCAAAGUGCUGGGAUUAUAGGCGUGAGCCACCGCACCUGGCCUGUAACCUCUAAUUCUUGUUUGCUGGCUGUCCUAGAGAUCCUGAGAAUUACUUUUAAUAAAAUCAUUUUUUUGCUGUUGUUAAAACUAACCUGAAUUGCCUAAAACCAAGAACUCUGCUUGAUAAAAUAAGCAUAGUUUUAGGAACAACGAUGCAGAUAUAAAUUUUAUCAACACUUUAUGCAUAAUUUGGGACUUAUAUUUAAAUGUAAUAUUUGAUGCUCAUAAAAGGGUAAAUGUGGAAUGCAAAUAAAUUAUCAAGCAUAAUAACUCAUCACCUAACUUAAGAAUAACAUUAUGAGUGCUUGUAUGUUAUCUGUUUGAGCUCUUCUCCUAUCUUUGCCCACCCCCCUGCUCUCUUUUUAAUAGUUUUGUUCACAUGUAGAAAGACCUAAAAUACAUAUGUAUCCCUAAAGUGACUUAUUUUAUAGUUUUCUUUCUUUUUGAACUUCAAAAGAAUUGUAUCAUACUCUAUGUAGUCUAAGGAUUUGGCUUUUUUCACUCAACAUGUCUCUAGAAUUCAUAAGUUUUAUUGUUUUAUAGCUGUCAUUUUCAUUGAUGUAUAUUUCAUUGUUGGGUUAUACAACAUAUUGUUAAGGAAUACAUACAUACAUAAUAAAUUAUACAUUUUUAGAAAAA
Molecule: messenger RNA, 6252 nt
Organism: Pongo pygmaeus (Bornean orangutan)
Lineage: Eukaryota; Metazoa; Chordata; Mammalia; Primates; Hominidae
Gene: SIKE1
Product: suppressor of IKBKE 1
Exons: 5
Coding region: 811-1434 (207 amino acids)
Source: RefSeq, a predicted model, not a curated record